UUCUAUCCUCCAUAACCACAACAAACAUGCCUUCCAAAAAAAUUUAAUAUUACCCUGACAAAAAAUAAAUUAAAUUCGAAUCCAACGGUACAAAUAAAAUUACCGGCACAAAUGAUGCAAUGAACUUCCACGUGUCACAAUCUCAUUUCUGUUGUCACCUUUUUUUACGUGUUAUAUGGAAUUUAAGUAUGAAUUUAAUUUUCCAGACGGCAUAAAGAAUUGUUUCCAAUUCAUGCUUCUGAUAAAGAAAUAGGGUUAGAAGAGAGAAAUAUAGUGUAGAAAUUCUUGAUUUUAAUUACAUAAUUUACUUUUGAUUUUGAUUGUUGGUGCUGAUUUUCGGAUCCACUUAGUGAAAUUUUUCCGAUUUCGCCGGAAAAUUCUUGAUUACCCGGCGACAGCUAUUUCGCUGUGAUUUGAUUGAUUAAUUUGUUGAAGUUUUUUUAAAUUGAUUAUUGAAAGUGAAGAGGAAAAUUUGAAGAGGAAAAAAUGGUGAAUUCAAUGGUGGAAAGAGCUACUAGCAAUAUGUUGAUCGGGCCUGAUUGGGCUAUGAAUAUCGAGAUCUGUGACAUGCUUAAUAACGAUCCUGGGCAAGCUAAGGAUGUUGUGAAGGGGAUAAAAAAACGCAUUGGGAGCAGGAACUCAAAGAUUCAGCUUCUAGCACUAACGCUACUGGAGACAAUAGUAAAGAAUUGUGGGGACAUCGUACAUAUGCAUGUAGCAGAGAAAGAUCUACCUCAUGAGAUGGUAAAAAUUGCCAAAAAGAAGCCGGAUUUUCAAGUCAAGGAGAAGAUAUUAAUUCUUAUAGACACUUGGCAAGAAGCUUUUGGAGGACCCAGAGCACGAUACCCACAAUAUUAUGCCGCUUAUCAGGAGUUAUUGCGUGCAGGUGCAGUUUUCCCACAAAGAACAGAAAGAUCUGCUCCUGUAUUUACUCCUCCACAAACACAACCUCUGUCAAACUAUCCUCCAAAUGUGCGCAAUUCAGAGCAACUGCAAGAAUCAGCGGAUGCUGCUGCCGAGGCUGACUAUCCAUCAUUGAGCAUGUCAGAAAUUCAGAAUGCACGGGGGAUUAUGGAUGUUCUGUCCGAAAUGCUAAGUGCAAUUGAUCCAUCAAAGAAAGAGGGACUUAAACAGGAGGUAAUUGUGGAUUUGGUCGAACAAUGCCGGACCUACAAACAGAGAGUUGUCCACUUAGUUAAUUCCACAUCGGAUGAGUCAUUGCUUGGCCAAGGUCUGGCUUUAAAUGAUGACUUGCAGAAAGUGCUUGCAAAGCAUGAAGCUAUCGCUUCAGGAAAUGUUGUGCUGCAGGAGAACCCUAAACCUGAAUCUAGUAAGGCUCUCGUUGAUGUUGAUGCUCCUCUGGUUAAUACAGGAGAAAGCAGCAAACAAACUGUUGGAAGCUCUGCCUCUGGAUCAACUCUUUCAGCCCCCCAUGCAAAUGGCUCUACAGCCACGCCAACUAAAGAACUUGUAAAAAUUGACCUACUGAGCGGUGACCUGUUGGGUGAUGAUUUUGGUACGCAGACUGCACAGGACUCAUUGGCACUGGUCCCGAUUUCUGCACCUCCACCAUCUAGUCCUAUUGUUCCAGAGAAUAAUGCUUUGGCUCUUGUAGACAUGUUUUCGAUGAAUAAUACUCCAGAUUCCUCAAAUUCUCAGGCUGCUUUUUCUUCUGGACAUCCUUUACCACCAGAACUUCAACAGCAGCAUAACUUACAACCAGGUCAACAAAUACCGUUUGCAAAUGGAAUUUCUACAAGCAUGGCGUUGCCUCAAUAUGAGCAGGCGGGAUAUUCACAACCUGCUGGUACUUCCUGGAACUCGCAGGUUUCUCAGCAGCAGCCACCUUCACCUGUCUAUGGCUCUCAAAAUGGAGGGUCGUUGCCACCCCCACCAUGGGAGUCUCAGCCAACUGAUAUAAACCCGUCAUCGAGUCCUCAAUAUCCUCCGGCAGUGCAGACCUCACCGAUGGCUGGCCUGCAAUCACCAACAUUUCAGGGCGGCAUGCAUCCCUUUCACUCUCAACAAAUAGGAAAUGAUCAAGUUUCAGGAAUGUAUGCGCAACACAUGGCAGGUGGUCAUAUGCCUGGAAUGAACAUGCAUCCCAUGAUGAACCAUAUGCCGGGCAUGUACCCUCAAGCUUAUCCGGGAGCACAGAUGAUGGGUAUUUCCCAAGCACUUCCAGGUACCCAGAUGAACUCUAUGUAUCCCCCUCAGAUGUACGGAAAUCAAAUGGCAGCCUACAGCUAUGGUUAUGCACAGCAAACCGAUGCUCAAUAUAUCGACCAGAGAAUGUAUGGCUUAUCUUUGAGGGAUGACAGUUCUCUGAAGAACACUUCGAGCCAGACUUCAAUGGCUUCAUACUUACCUCCAAUGAAAUCGCAAUCUAAGGGAGACGAUAAAUUGUUUGGAGAUCUUGUUGAUAUGGCAAAAUUGAAGCCAGGAAAACCCACCCCUAGUAGGACUGGGAGUGUGUGAUGUUGGGGUUUAUUGCAAUUUUAUCUAGAUGUUUUCGGAUUUUUAUUUGAUAGUUCACUUUGCUUCAUUUGUUUUUCGGUUCUUUUUCCUGGGGUUUCUCAACUGACUCGGAAAAGUUUCCAGUCCUUAAGUAUAUACGCGGUUUUGCUGUUCAAUCCAGGUUUCGGCAUAUAAAAUAUAUGUGGCCAUAUGAUUUGAUGUACAUCCCCUUGUAGACAAUAACAAUGAUAGUGAAGGAACUUGAGUGUGGUUGAAUUGAUGGAAGAUCUAUUCACCUGUUUCUCUUUGAAUAAAAAAUUCUUGUAUCACAUUUUUGCUUGUAAUUAAAUUAUUUAGGGGAUUGUUUGUUGCAAUAUCUCCUUUUUCCCCAUUUGUUUUUUCGUUC
Molecule: messenger RNA, 2863 nt
Organism: Amaranthus tricolor (Joseph's coat)
Lineage: Eukaryota; Viridiplantae; Streptophyta; Magnoliopsida; Caryophyllales; Amaranthaceae
Product: TOM1-like protein 9
Exons: 10
Coding region: 487-2478 (663 amino acids)
Biological process (GO): protein transport to vacuole involved in ubiquitin-dependent protein catabolic process via the multivesicular body sorting pathway
Molecular function (GO): phosphatidylinositol binding; ubiquitin binding
Source: RefSeq, a predicted model, not a curated record